Branchiostoma belcheri (Belcher's lancelet) is the source of this 809-nucleotide messenger RNA. RefSeq lists its product as uncharacterized. The transcript is spliced from 5 exons. Bases 145 to 681 code for a protein of 178 amino acids. NCBI's taxonomy places the organism in Eukaryota, Metazoa, Chordata, Leptocardii, Amphioxiformes, Branchiostomatidae. The record is from RefSeq and is a predicted model, not a curated record.
CAGCGGCGUUUGUUAUGCAAAUCCGGGAAGCCUGUUUGUGCCAGUGAGGGAGGGUGACACUUCGUACCGUCACCGCAAACAGGACAGCUUUCUCACAACUACAAGUACAUCCAGAACAAGGGUGUAAGGUGAUCUGGACGGAACAUGGCUGUGAGAAUACUUGGUCUGACCUGGGCACUUCUGGCGGUCGCCUUGCCCUGUCUGGCGGCUAACGGGCCCAGUAGCGGUGAGCAGUACGUGGCGCAGGUCCGGGCCAGGAGCCGCCGCGCCGCCUGCGAUCCAUUCAUAGACCCCAGCUGUAAGGAGUUCGUCAGUCUGAACACAGAAUGCUACAGCUGCGACAUGAGUACGGACCCGGAGUGUUACAAGUUCCGCAGCAGACAGACUUCAGAAAAGGCGCAGUGCGACCCGGGAGAGUACUGCUGGGUUACGAACAGAUACGACAUGCAGAGGAACGUGUGGACGUUCUACAGCCGUGGCUGCGAGGACCGCACAUGCGCACAGUGGCAGAAGUGGGAGUGCCAGACCACCAACAACAUCCGGGAAUGCAGCUUCUGCUGCAGGGAGGACCGCUGCAAUGGAUUCUGGGGCAUCGCCAGCGGUGCAGUACCGACAGACGGCGGCAGGGGGCUCUUUGGGGUAGUCUUAGCGCUCAUGUCCGCUCUGUAUGUAAUGCUGUAGGAGUUGGUAAAUUAGUGAGAAGAGUAGAAGAGUGUGGAAGUUACAGAUGUGUUUAGCGCUGCCGUUUAGAUCAGUAGACAUCUUUUUUUUCGUCCAAAAUUUCAAUCCAAAAGUUCUAGAAAUAUGUU